This is a messenger RNA of Humulus lupulus (European hop), 1582 nucleotides long. Its product is annotated as protein trichome birefringence-like 3. The record is from RefSeq and is a predicted model, not a curated record. Gene Ontology annotation, cellular component: Golgi apparatus. Bases 113 to 1408 code for a protein of 431 amino acids. The transcript is spliced from 6 exons. NCBI's taxonomy places the organism in Eukaryota, Viridiplantae, Streptophyta, Magnoliopsida, Rosales, Cannabaceae. Gene Ontology annotation, molecular function: O-acetyltransferase activity.
UAAUAAUAAUCCCCUCAUGAUCAUUCUAUUCCAUCACAGUUAAUUAGCUUAGAGAGCCUUCUCUUCUCUUCUUCUUCUUCUUCUUCUUAUUCUUAUUAUUCUUCUUCUGAUAAUGAGCUCAACACCAUCUCAAGUUUCAACAAAAAUGAAAGCUUAUUACAGAUCAAAGCUUCCUCUACCUAUAAUCACCACCAUAAUAUGUAUCAUUGCCUUUGUUCUUCUUCUCUUCACUGAGAGACUCAACUUUCUUUCUUCAAACUCAAUUCUCAAGGCCAAGUCAUGUUCAAGAAGAGAUGGUUUCAAAAAAUCAAGUGAGAAAACAGAGGAGAAAACAGAGGAUUUAAUAGAUGAUAGGUUUGACUUUGACCCUGAAGAAUGUAAUGUUGCUAAUGGAAAAUGGGUGUUCAACCGUUCAAUUAAGCCUUUGUACUCAGAUAGAAGCUGUCCAUACCUUGAUAGACAAGUGUCUUGUGUCAAGAAUGGCCGGCCGGAUUCCGAUUACCGCCACUGGCAAUGGCAGCCGGAAGAUUGCACCUUGCCAAGGUUUGAUCCAGAAAUUGCUCUUAAGAAACUUAGAGGGAAAAGGGUGUUGUUUGUUGGAGAUUCAUUGCAAAGGGGUCAAUGGCAAUCUUUUGUGUGUUUGGUUGAGUCUAUAAUACCUGAAGACCAAAAGUCUAUGAAACGAGGUCGUUCUCAUUCUGUCUUCACAGCCAAGGAGUAUAAUGCUACAAUAGAAUUCUAUUGGGCACCAUUUCUGGUGGAGUCAAAUUCAGAUCUACACAUAGUAGCAGAUCCAAAGAAAAGGAUUCUAAAGGUUGAUUCAGUAGAAAAGCAUGCCAAGAAUUGGGUGGGAGUAGAUAUUCUUCUAUUCAAUACUUAUGUUUGGUGGAUGAGUGGUCUCAAGAUCAAAUCAUUAUGGGGUUCAUUUCCAAAUGGAGAAGAAGGAUAUGAAGAACUUGAAGCACCAGUGGCUUACAGAAUAGCUUUGAGAACUUGGGCCAAUUGGGUCGACACAACUAUUAAUCCAAACAACACUCGAGUGUUCUUCACUACCAUGUCCCCUACACACCAGAGAAACGCAGAUUGGAGUGACAAAGGAGGAAUCAAGUGCUUCAAUGAUACAAAGCCAGUUAAGAAAAAAGGUCACUGGGGAACUGGUUCAGAUAAACGAGUCAUGAAAGUGGUCUCAGAUGUAAUCGGGAGAAUGAAGACACCUGUCUCGGUCCUCAACGUGACUCAGAUCUCUGAGUACCGAGUCGAUGCUCACACCUCGGUCUACACAGAGACAGGUGGCAAACUCUUGACUCAGGACCAAAAAGCUGACCCUCUUCACCAUGCCGAUUGUAUUCAUUGGUGUCUACCUGGUGUUCCUGAUACUUGGAAUCAAAUUUUUUUAGCACAUUUGUAACAAAAAAAAAAAAAAAAAGUAACUUCAUAUUUUCUUUCUAUUCUCUUUUCUUUAAGAAAAAAAAUGUAUGAUUUCUUGAGUUUGAUGAUAAUUCAUCUCUUUAAUUUUUCACAUAAUCAAUUGGAAAAAGAAUGAAAGAAAAAUUAAAUUGAAUAUAAUGAGAUUUUUUAUGAA